AUGGCAGACCCAUCGCAGGAUACUGUUCGUGCCCACUGGCGGUGUUUCUUAGCAUGCGGAAUCAUCGUAUUGUCUCCUUUCCAGUAUGGCCUUGACUUUGGAUUGAUCGGUGGACUACAAGCCAUGCCUGGCUUUCUCAAGAUCUAUGGCUACCGAGACCCCGAAGUCGCAAUCGGGUGGAACAUCGACACCACUCGACAGCAGCUUAUUUCGUCCCUGAUGACUAUGGGCGCCUUCAUAAGCUCCAGUCUCGCAGGGUUCGUUGCGGCAAAACUUGGAAGGAAAAUGUGUCUUCGGAUGGCUUGCGUUCUCUGCGCAGUAUCGAACAUCAUCAUGAUGACCACGACACAUAUUGGGCCGCUGUAUGUUGGUCGGCUUCUUAUCGGGUUGGCCAACGGCUACUUCAUGACCUUCUCCCAACUAUACAUCCAAGAGAGUAGUCCGGCAAAGUAUCGUGGUUUGUUCUUGACCGUGUUUCAUCUGUGCACAACCUUUGGCACACUCAUCGGUACCAUAAUCGACUGGGCAACAGCGAAACGCCCUGAUCGCUCUGCAUAUCUUAUCCCUCUCGGAAUGAUAUACGUAGUUCCAGCUAUCAUAUUCGCUGGUUUGCCUUUCAUUCCAGAGUCACCAAGAUGGCUUGUUCUUCAAGGACGCUACGAAGAUGGUCUCAAGUCGCUCAAGUGGCUCAGGCCAGAGGGCGCAGAUACCGAGGCGGAGAUAGCAGAUAUCCGCCAAGCUAUUGAUAACGAGCGUGCAUUGUCCAAGGGUGUCGGUAUCCUGGAUAUGUUCAAUAACCCAAUCGACAGAAGGCGAACCAUGAUCUCCAUAUGUGCUGUUUGCCUCCAAGCUGCCACUGGGUCAAUGUUCAUCAUUGCUUACAAGGCCUACUUCUUCGCCAUGGCUAAAGUUCAAGACCCGUUUGCAAUGAGCAACGUUCUCAGCAUGGCAGGUAUGCUUGCUAUCAUCGCCAAUGUUUGUAUCGUUGUACGAUAUGGAAGACGACGAGUACUCCUCCUUUGUGGCCUCAUAACCGCUGGAUUCUUCCAGUUGAUCAUCGCAACCGUUUAUGAUCACAACCCGGGUGCAAUCGUUACCGGCAAGGUACUGGUCGCGCUUUCAUGCUUCUACAUGAUGGCUUUCAAUGGCAUGAUUGCUCCAUAUUCAUGGCUCGUUGCUGGCGAAAUCCCAUCACAACGCCUUCGAAGCUACACCUUCGGCCUUGCUGCAGCAGCAGGAUUCCUUGGCGCUUGGCUGAUCACGUUCACCGCUCCGUACUUCAUUAAUCCCGUUGCGUUGAACUGGGGACCAAGAUAUGGCUACAUCUGGUUCCCUUCGUGCAUCAUUAGCGCUGUUUGGGUGUACUUCUACCUGCCUGAAGUUAAGGGACGAACCUUGGAAGAAAUCGACGCUAUGUUCAACGAGAAGCUGCCAGCCAGGAAGUUCCGAGGUUACAAAGUGCAGGAACCAGGUGUCGGAGAGACUGUUGGAAAGUUAAGCGUUGAGCUCAACGUCGUUGAAACUGAGAGAGUCUAGUAACAACCAUGUGGUGGGCUAGUCUGUAUUCGUCACAGUAGGUGGUAUGCCUCUAUUAUCUCCUUAACGGGCGAAGAAGCUUUAAGGCUUUCCUCAAGCAGUUUCGAGCUAGUAAGGAAGAAAGUCGACCCUCAUAUCUUCAAUCGUCUCCCAAGUGCGCGUCGAGUCAUCG
Molecule: messenger RNA, 1708 nt
Organism: Fusarium oxysporum Fo47
Lineage: Eukaryota; Fungi; Ascomycota; Sordariomycetes; Hypocreales; Nectriaceae
Product: general substrate transporter
Exons: 6
Coding region: 1-1536 (511 amino acids)
Biological process (GO): carbohydrate transport; transmembrane transport
Cellular component (GO): membrane
Molecular function (GO): carbohydrate:proton symporter activity
Source: RefSeq, a predicted model, not a curated record